This is a messenger RNA of Nylanderia fulva, 2031 nucleotides long. RefSeq names its product mini-chromosome maintenance complex-binding protein. NCBI's taxonomy places the organism in Eukaryota, Metazoa, Arthropoda, Insecta, Hymenoptera, Formicidae. The record is from RefSeq and is a predicted model, not a curated record. Gene Ontology annotation, molecular function: chromatin binding. Gene Ontology annotation, biological process: DNA-templated DNA replication.
UAUGCCUCAAUAUUUUCCCGCCAAUCUUACCGCAUUGAAAGAAAACACGGAAGUGAAAGUUAUUUUAUUUUACAAAAAGGUUUUUAACUUUUAUUUAUCAAUAAAAGUUUAAUUAUUGAUGUUACAUUAAGAUAACACGUGUUCUCAAAAUGACAUCAAUCGAAGCAAGGAAUUGGACAACAGAGUAUUAUGUUACAAAUCAGUUAUCCUGUCAGCAAAUUUUAGAAAAUCCUGAUGUAUUGAGAGAAAUACCGUUAUUAAACAAUCUGCAGCUACAUGAUAUCACAGAUAAACAGUUGAUCAGAUUUCGAGGGAUGGUCCAAGAUAUGUAUGAUCCUGAAUAUUUCCUUAAACAAUACGAGGUGAAGAAUACAAAGACUGGGGAGAGUGAUAUUAGAUGUGGAAUGUAUACAGAUGCAGCUCGAUGUUUGUCGCAUGAAGAAAUAUUGUUUGAUUCUAACAAGAAUGAACACUCAGAAAGGCAAACUUACAUUGCAAUGUCUAUACCUGGUUUAAACAAAUGGGUAAAAGAACAGAAUAAAUGUACAGAAACAAAUGUACAAAAAUUUAAUUCAACAAUACGUAAUGAUAAUAUGAGUAAAAGAAGUUUGGAUGAUACUGAUAUAGAGAAAAUGGAUUGUUCAGAGCCUGUUACAAAAAAAGAAAAAAUUUUGACUGAUAGUAGUGAUGCAAGCACGAGCAGUAAUUCAAAUGUUCAGAAUAUAUUAUCAGAAGAGCAUAUAUUAAAUUUUCCUAUCCCGAUUGAUGAAGGAAAAGUUUGCAUAGUGAAGAUUUAUGAUGGGACAACUUUAAAAUUGAAUCAAGUUGUUGAUAUAAUAGGUUUUAUAUCAUUGGAUCCAAUGUUAAGUACAAUUAAUUCAGAAGACGAGAUGAAUAUAGCAGAAGUCAAUACUCAUAAUCCUCCAGCUUCUUUGGUACCUCGGUUACAUGCAAUAAAAUUAAUUGAACUCACAAAAUCUGAGAUUGUAAAUGCUCCAGAAAUUAUAUCGAAAGCGCAACUCAUCAGGGGUGAUUUGCAGAUAAUAUUGAGUCAGUUAUUGUUUGGAGAUCAUUUAGCUGCAGAUUAUAUGAUAUGUCACUUACUCUCUACAAUAUAUAUGAGAAGGGAUUAUUUUUGUCUUGGUACAUUUCCAUUGAAUAUAACAAAUUUUCCAGCCAGUAAACUGAAGAUGUUUCCCAAAGAAUUUUACAACUUUUUAACAUUAUUUGUAAGGAAAAGUCAUUUUUUGGAGGUGACUUUGGAAAACUUGAAUGAAUUAGCUUUAAUUCCAAAAAAGGAUUAUGAAUGCAACAGAUUGACAAGUGGUAUUCUUCAAUUAAGCAAUAAUACACAUCUUGUAUUAGAUGAGACAGGUUUAACCACUGGUGUAUUAAAUGUCACUGGCAAGACGAAUUAUAAAGCUCUUUCUGAUUUGGUUAUGUUUCAAAAACUGGACUAUGAUUUCAAAUAUUACACAAUGGAAUAUGAAACAGAUAUUCCAAUUCUGAUUUUUUCUGAUGUAAAGUCGUUUAUUCCUUGUCCUGUACAAGUUAUUCUAAAUGUUGAUGCAGAAUCGGAAAAUGUAUAUAGUGAGAUAAUUGAAGCAGCACAUCAAUACUUAAAUGAUGAGACUCGAUUGGCGAAUAUUCGUCAAUAUUUGGAAGUCUUUAAACAUACAGAUUUUGUUUUCAACGAAGAAAUCACGAAAACCAUCCAGGACGAUUUCGUCGAAAUGCGAAGCAUAAAUAAAAAUUUUAAAGCGGAUAAUUUGCACUCUUUAAUGGUUUUUGCUAGAUUGAUGUCUUUAUCCUAUGGACAAACAACACUAGAUAUAGAAUGCUGGAAGAAAACUGUACAAUUGGAAAUGGAGAGAAUGAGCAGAUUGCCACAGCGUGAAAGAUAGUAACUUUUAGGAAAAAGCAGUUGUAUUGAAUAUAAUUCAAAUUGUAUCAUACAAUGCAAGUAUUUAUUUCGUAUAUGUACAUUUUUAAAAUGAUAUAGUGUAUCGAUAAAAAAACUAUACUAUUUUA